GAUGAUUUAAUUUAGUUAUUCUUUUGGUCAAAAUUUGUGUUGAAAAUAAUUGCUUGAAUGGCGCAUAAUGGUUUAAAUUUUAUAUGACGACAGGAGAGGAGUCUUUAACUAUCAAUAAGUGUAACAAGAGUGAUUUUAUAAUGUUGAUUGAAAAUUCUUAUUAACCAAAAUAUGAUGUCUUAGGGAGUUUUGUUCGAAUUACUUAUACGGAUAUUUUCAUUUAACAAGCGAUAGAAUGUCAUCAAAACCAUCUGGUCUGCGAUUUUCAUCAGUUUCGUCACAAACGAGUCAACCACAACCAGUAAAGCCAUCCGCAAAUUUUACAAAAAAUAGUACGAUUUCAAUAGUUGGCAAAAAACCAUCCACAAUUGUUUACACGAAAAAUAUCAAAUCCAGUCCCAAUCAAACGAUGCAAACAACAAAAAAAUUGCAAACCAACCAAUCACCUUAUGAAUCCGAUACAGACAUUUCAACAUCAAAUGAAAAUUUAUCGAUGGAACAACGAUAUGUUUUGCGCCAUACGCCACGUGCUGAGCCACAAGGACAAGAGAAUUUGGUCGAAUCGAAUUCAGCUCGAUAUGCAUCGGAUCAGCAAAGAUUCUCUUCGAAUACAUCGUCCGAUUCGACGCGUUAUGCGUCGAGUAAUCGUAGUCAUUCAGGCAGUCAAACUCCAAAUUUGCAGCAAGCAAAUUGCAAUAUCAACGAAAAUAUUGUCAAUAAUCCAAACAAUAGCAUAAGCAUUGGCAUCGGAUCGAAUCGAAAUUCUCUAAAAGAAAACAUCAAUUCGAAUCGUUCAUCGAUGGAUGUAUCAACAUGUUCGUAUAAUACAUUGAUUAUACAUCCGGAUGAUACACUGCAUGCGCCAUUGAAUCGCUUGACGGGCGAACAUUUGGUGCAGGAUGGUAAUGGUAAAAGAGAGAUGCAAGAGAUUACCGAAAUUCCCGACGAUUACUUAAAUCAAAGUCAUGUGCUGAAGCAUCUCGCCAAAGAAAUGAAAAUACCAAGCAAUCGACAGCGAACCUCAUCACGAGAACGAAGUUUACUCGAUAAUGACAAAGAGCAUACAACAGGGCAAAAGUCAACCCGAGCAAAAAGUCAACCCGAUCUAACGAAAAUACCCGAAAAUCAUAUUGAUGCCAUGGAAGCUCUGGUCAAAGAGAAUCACCUCCUCAAGCAACAGUUGCAAAAUUGUUUUACAAAAGUGGCCAAAACACAAAAGCUUGAAGAAGAGGUCACAAAUAUCUAUCGGGCUCAUGAAGAAUUGAAACAGACAUGCGAACGACGUGAGAAACUUGAGAGAGCUGCACGAAUGCGUUUGCAGAGUGAUCUUCAACGAGUUCAAGAGCUAAAUGCAGUUAUGAGAGAUCAAGUUGAUAUUUUACAGAGUCAAUUGCUUGCACCGUCCGAACAUCAAAUUUUGAUUGCACAACUUUUCACACAAAAUAAAGAAUUGAGCGCAGCUAAAGAACGACAAGAUAUUGAACUCGGUGCCCAACGAGCAACUUUGCAGGAACAAAGAAAUCACAUUGGCAUUUUGGAUUCAGCAUUGACAAAUGCCCAACAAAAUAUCAGACGAUUGGAGGAAGAAUUACGAAAGAAACAAAUGUAUAUUGAUCGAUUAAAUCAGCUACAUCAAUUACAACAACCGAAACAAUGUGAACGAAAAAAUAUGCUGGAAUUUGAUCCGGAAUUGUCAAAAGAAUCGAAUCGCAGCGGUAGCAGUACAACCAGUGACACAAAAUGGCAAAUGGGCGACAAGUCCCAAAUGAUUCGAGUUGAAAGUGAACAACGGCACAUGGAUGAUGGAAGACAAAAUACGCCCAAAUUGAUGGAUAAACAAGACGAACGAAAUUUAGUCGAAGCAAAACAGGAUAAGCUCCGAUAUUUAGAGGAAGUUCAUUCGGCCCAACGGAAAAUGAACGAUUUACAGGCACAUCUCAAAGUAUUGGAAAGUAAAUUGGCUGACAAAGAUGUCGAAAUAAGAUUAUUGCAAGAAAAGAAAAUUUGCGGAUCAUCAUUUGAUUCGUAUAAUAGCUAUGGCCUCAGUCCAUUGGCAUUUAAUUCACAGACAUCGUACAAUGCAUCGAAUAAUUCCUUUAAUACGACAACAAAUGCAUCGUUGCUUGAACAAACAUUCGGUCAUCCAUCUGCAUCGAUUGGCGGCUAUUCACAACAAGUUCCAUCACCAUACAAAACCAAUCCGACCAAUCUACAGUCAAUCAAUUUGAAUAGUAAUGUUGUUAAUUCGCCAAAUGGUGGCGGUGUUGCAGGUGGCUAUUCGGCCAACAGUUCCAACUAUAGCAAUAAUUACGAUUCGCCAAACUAUAACCAAAACACAUCUAGCUAUGACACAUCAUACGAAAAUAUCACACGAAAAUCCAUUGAUGACCAUAUGAAAAAGCAUCUUGACGAACAGUUACUUACGAAGCGUGGUCUCUGCUGCUUUCCCAGUCUUAGUUCGAAAAAAUCGAAUUUGGCUUUAUUAUCUGAUCAGGUAUCCGUUCUGUCAACAAACAAUAGCGACUCAUUUUUGCAGAAACUAGUACAACGGGAACGCAACCGACACGAAACGAAAGACCAAGAUCUUGGACCGUCGUCAUCGAUGUCAAACCAAACGAAAGCCGAUGAAAUCGUAUUGCUUGAAAAACAAGGCCUAUGCUCACAAAAAUUACGAAAUAAUCUGACGGGAAAUUUGGCCAAAGUAACGAAUACGGUUGGUCAGAAUAUGACUGAUAUUAGCAAUAUUGAUAACAGCAAUCUGAUAAAGGACGUAAAAACGUACGCAAAUUUGGGACAAAAUUCAUCGUAUCAAAUGGGCGGACGAAUGAAGGAGAAUCGCGGUACAUCAUUACCACCAAGUGCUUUGCCACGGCCAGCGCGCAGUUUGAAACCACCGCGAAAAAUUGACUAUGAUCGUUUAAGUGAUUCAUCAAAUAAAGCCCGUUCAACAACACCGCCAAAAAUCCCAUACGAUAUGAAAGCGGCAACGAUGAAACGAAAUGAAUACUCUCGGCGUGAUUUUACACCGCCGGCCAAAAAUUAUGUCGAAAUGAAAGAAAUGCUCAACUUUCCUAAUCCACACUUUUCACUAAAGCGCAAGGAUUACGGAUCCAUGAACAAAUCGGAAUUCUCCAAACCUGAACAUACAUCGACGAAGUAUUAUCAGCGUCUGGAAGAAUCGCCAAAACUGAAUAAAUCAUCGGAUAGUGGCGGUUUUAAACGGUCUUUAUUGCCAAGUGCGCGUAAAUAUUCACCGGCCGUUGCGUCAAAUUCAAAUAAACAACAUUCACGUGAUUCAUUGAAUUCAAGCGAAUCGAAUCAUUCGGUGAAUUCAAAUUUACGACAGAGUCCAAUUCAUUUGAAGGUCGACGUACAUAAUACAUCGAAUGCAUCUUUCCAUCAUCAACACAUCAAUUCACGUACACCACCAAAGCAUAUUUAUAUGUCAUUGGCACCACAAGAUAAAACGGCUUCAUUGCCACCAAAACCGAUCGAUAAUAAUCGCAGUGGACGAAGAGGUGGCAGCGUUACAAGAGGAGAAAAUCGAUAUAAAAUCCAAUUUUAAUAGCUCAUUUUUUACAACUCUUUUUACUUUCUGCUUCGAUUAAUUACAAAAAAAUAAAAAAUAAAUUAAAUUAAAUAAAACCAUACACACACACAGUUAAUUCGAUAUAU
Messenger RNA from Contarinia nasturtii (swede midge), 3675 nucleotides. RefSeq lists its product as uncharacterized. The record is from RefSeq and is a predicted model, not a curated record. The transcript has 13 exons. The coding region runs from base 236 to 3565 and encodes 1109 amino acids. Gene Ontology annotation, cellular component: bicellular tight junction; cytoplasmic vesicle; plasma membrane. Gene Ontology annotation, biological process: regulation of cell migration; actin cytoskeleton organization. NCBI's taxonomy places the organism in Eukaryota, Metazoa, Arthropoda, Insecta, Diptera, Cecidomyiidae.